Messenger RNA from Brachypodium distachyon (stiff brome), 3324 nucleotides. RefSeq names its product pyruvate, phosphate dikinase 2. Gene Ontology annotation, biological process: phosphorylation; pyruvate metabolic process. The transcript is spliced from 21 exons. Lineage: Eukaryota; Viridiplantae; Streptophyta; Magnoliopsida; Poales; Poaceae. The record is from RefSeq and is a predicted model, not a curated record. Gene Ontology annotation, molecular function: kinase activity; pyruvate, phosphate dikinase activity; ATP binding. The coding region runs from base 204 to 3071 and encodes 955 amino acids.
CGCGGACGACAGUAAUAUUCCACAGCCGCCGGUUUCGCCCCCUUCGUCUCCGCGCGAUCUCACCUCUGUCACACACGCACACGCUGCCUGCCACCCAUACAAACUGACACACAUACACGCUGCAGUUCGGUGGUUCUCCCGUGUCGUUGGAGCUCGUCGACCCGACCCGAGCUCCCGUCGUCAGGUGAAGUAGGGAAAGGAGGAUGCCUUCGGUUUCCAAGGCCGUGUGCCUGCAGCAGAGGCCGAGCACGGGCGGCGGCAGGAGGGCCAGGGAAGCGGGUCGCCGAUCGGUGGCGGCGCCGAGAGCCCGGCACUCGAAACCCAAGGCUGUUCACUCGGGGGGAUCAGAGUCGGGACGGGGCCAGCAUUGCUCGCCUCCCAAGGCAGUCGCGGCGCCGACGAUACCCGCCACGGAAAAGGAAUGCACGGGUAUAUCCAAGAUUAAGCGGGUGUUCCACUUCGGCAAGGGCAAGAGCGAUGGCAACAAGGCCAUGAAGGAUCUGCUGGGUGGGAAGGGCGCGAACUUGGCGGAGAUGGCGAGCAUCGGGCUGUCGGUGCCGCCGGGGUUCACGGUGUCGACGGAGGCGUGCGAGCAGUACCAGGCGGCGGGGAGGGCGCUGCCGCCGGGGCUGUGGGAGGAGACCCUGGAGGGUCUCCGCUGGGUGGAGGAGUACAUGGGCGCACGCCUCGGCGACCCCAAGCGCCCGCUCCUGCUCUCCGUCCGCUCCGGCGCCGCCGUGUCCAUGCCCGGGAUGAUGGACACCGUGCUCAACCUGGGCCUCAACGACGACGUGGCCGCCGGGCUCGCCGCCAAGAGCGGCGAACGCUUCGCCUACGACUCCUACCGCCGCUUCCUCGACAUGUUCGGCAACGUCGUUAUGGACAUUCCUCAUGCACUUUUUGAAGAGAAACUUGAAGCCAUGAAAGCAACCAAGGGGGUACACAAUGACACCGACCUGACUGCUAGUGACCUCAGGGAACUAGUGAGUCAGUACAAGAAUGUCUACGUUGAAGCUAAAGGAGAACAAUUUCCAUCAGAUCCGAAGAAGCAACUGCAGUUAGCGGUGUUGGCUGUUUUCGACUCAUGGGACAGCCCAAGAGCGAAUAAGUAUAGAAGCAUUAAUCAGAUCACCGGACUGAGGGGCACCGCUGUAAAUGUGCAGUGCAUGGUGUUUGGCAACAUGGGGAACACCUCUGGAACUGGUGUUCUCUUCACUAGGAACCCUAGCACUGGAGAGAAGAAGCUUUAUGGCGAGUUCCUUGUAAAUGCUCAGGGUGAGGAUGUGGUUGCUGGAAUCAGAACCCCAGAAGAUCUUGAUGCCAUGAAGAACCAGAUGCCAGAGGCAUAUGUAGAGCUUGUUGAGAACUGCAAAAUAUUGGAGAGCCACUAUAAAGAUAUGAUGGAUAUUGAAUUUACUGUUCAAGAAAAUAGGCUAUGGAUGCUACAGUGCAGAGCAGGAAAGCGUACAGGCAAAGGUGCUGUGAAGAUUGCUGUAGACAUGGUUAAUGAGGCUCUUGUUGAUUGCAGUACAGCAAUUAAGAUGGUAGAACCAGGUCACCUAGACCAGCUUCUUCAUCCACAGUUUGCGAACCCAGGGGCUGCUUCAUACAAAGGAAAAGUAAUUACCACAGGCUUACCUGCAUCACCUGGGGCUGCUGUGGGCCAAAUUGUAUUUACUGCAGAAGAUGCUGAAGAAUGGCAUGCCCAAGGGAAAUCUGCUAUUCUGGUGAGGACUGAGACCAGCCCAGAGGAUGUUGGUGGCAUGCAUGCAGCCGCAGGAAUUCUUACAGCAAGAGGUGGUAUGACUUCUCAUGCUGCCGUCGUGGCACGUGGUUGGGGCAAAUGUUGUGUGUCAGGAUGUUCCAGCAUCCGUGUAAAUGAUAUUGAGAAGGUGGUAACAAUUGAAGGCAAGGUGCUCCAAGAAGGUGACUGGAUAUCACUCAAUGGAUCUACUGGUGAAGUAAUCCUUGGCAAACAACCACUUUCCCCACCAGCCCUUAGUGGCGACUUGGAAACUUUCAUGGCCUGGGUGGAUGAAGUUAGGCAACUGAAGGUUAUGGCUAAUGCCGAUACCCCUGAGGAUGCAUUGACAGCAAGGAAAAAUGGGGCAGAAGGAAUUGGACUAUGUCGGACAGAACACAUGUUCUUUGCUUCAGACGAGAGGAUUAAGGCUGUGAGGCAGAUGAUUAUGGCUCCAAACAUUCAACUGAGGCAGAAAGCACUAGAUUGUCUUUUGCCUUAUCAGAGGUCUGACUUUGAAGGCAUUUUCCGUGCUAUGGAUGGGCUCCCAGUAACUAUUCGGCUAUUGGACCCUCCACUUCAUGAGUUCCUUCCAGAAGGGCAUGUCGAAGAUAUUGUUCGUGAGCUAUGUUCUGAAACCGGAGCCGCCGAGGACGAUGUCCUUGCAAGAAUGGAGAAACUUUCAGAAGUAAAUCCAAUGCUUGGUUUCCGUGGUUGCAGGCUUGGUAUAUCAUACCCUGAAUUAACAGAAAUGCAAGCCCGAGCCAUCUUUGAAGCUGCUAUAGCCAUGACCAACCAGGGUAUUCAAGUUUUUCCAGAGAUAAUGGUUCCUCUUGUUGGAACACCUCAGGAAUUGGGACAUCAAGUUACUCUCAUCCGUCAAAUUGCUAACAGAGUUUUCACUGACAUGGGGAAAGCCAUUGACUACAAAGUUGGGACUAUGAUUGAAAUUCCUAGGGCGGCUCUAGUUGCAGAUGAGAUAGCGGAGCAAGCCGAGUUCUUCUCUUUCGGAACAAACGACCUCACGCAGAUGACGUUUGGUUACAGCAGGGAUGAUGUGGGGAAGUUCCUCCCCAUAUAUCUGGCUCAGGGUAUCCUCCAGCAUGAUCCUUUUGAGGUGCUUGAUCAGAGAGGAGUUGGAGAGCUGGUAAAGAUUGCCACAGAGAGGGGCCGCAAAGCAAGGCCUAACUUGAAGGUGGGCAUCUGCGGCGAACAUGGUGGAGAGCCUUCUUCCGUUGCUUUUUUCGCAAAGGCUGGGUUGGAUUAUGUUUCUUGCUCCCCUUUCAGGGUCCCGAUCGCUAGGCUAGCUGCAGCUCAGGUGCUCGUCUGAGGCCCCCUUAUUGUCAACCGGAUCGCCUGCUGUUGGUGCAUCUGGUGAAGAUAAAUAAUACAUAGCCAUGGGCUGAUGGAAAACUCUGCUUCCUGACGAAAGGCCGUUGUAUGUAGUCUCGCGAUGCGUAUGCGCACGUAAGCCUGAAAUGGGUAGUUUUAUGCAUUUCCUGUGAACUGCCAUGGUAAUGUACCAAACAGCGAUAAUGGCGAAGAGAAAUCAAAUAAAAAGUGGCGAUUACAUAUGCUAUCAA